This is a messenger RNA of Pleuronectes platessa (European plaice), 807 nucleotides long. RefSeq names its product homeobox protein HMX1-like. Lineage: Eukaryota; Metazoa; Chordata; Actinopteri; Pleuronectiformes; Pleuronectidae. The transcript has 4 exons. The record is from RefSeq and is a predicted model, not a curated record. Gene Ontology annotation, biological process: negative regulation of DNA-templated transcription; regulation of transcription by RNA polymerase II. Gene Ontology annotation, cellular component: nucleus. Gene Ontology annotation, molecular function: DNA-binding transcription factor activity, RNA polymerase II-specific; RNA polymerase II transcription regulatory region sequence-specific DNA binding. The coding region runs from base 1 to 807 and encodes 268 amino acids.
AUGCUGGACGAUAAAGCGCAGACGUCGAAGCGCAACGCUGCAUCGAGAGGUUCGUCUUUUUACAUUGAGAAUUUGCUGCGAACCGCAGACAGAGGAGCUCCAGCUGAGGAGCGGGUGGAGAUCGGGAUCUCCACUCGGGAUCCGGACUCCAGAGUUACCGUCCACAGCCCGGUGGUGUGUCCGGGACGUCUGGAGACCGAGGAGCUGAACUGGAGAGGGACGUCACCAAACACAGUGAUCCACAGCUCAAGAAGUCCACGCAGCGACCGGGAUUCCCCGGCUUUAACGGGACAGGCGGAGGAGAAGGAGGGAGACAGUUUGACGGAUGAGAGAGAGGACGACACACCCUCCUCCUGCUUCUCUCGAGAGGACGGCUCUGACCCAGGUGACACAAAAGUGGCCCGGAAGAAGAAGACCCGCACCGUGUUCAGCCGCGGUCAGGUCUUCCAGCUGGAGUCCACGUUCGACCUGAAGCGCUACCUGAGCAGCACGGAGCGGGCCGGCCUGGCCUCCUCGCUGCAGCUCACCGAGACCCAGGUCAAGAUCUGGUUCCAGAACCGCAGGAACAAGUGGAAGAGGCAGAUCAGCGAGGACAUGGAGGCGGGCGGCAGCGCGGCGGUGGCCUCGCGCCCCUAUGCCCAACAGAGGGUCAUCAGAGUUCCCGUGCUGUAUCGCGAGAGCAGCCUGCGUCAAGUGUCCCCCCUGUCUGUGGGCUUCCCUAAUGCGAUUAGCUAUCCAUUGACUUCUCACUUCACUCAUCCUGUGUCGUUCCUGACGCCACAGAUGGCCGGACUGGUGGGACUUUGA